Molecule: messenger RNA, 1850 nt
Organism: Arachis stenosperma
Lineage: Eukaryota; Viridiplantae; Streptophyta; Magnoliopsida; Fabales; Fabaceae
Exons: 5
Coding region: 218-1675 (485 amino acids)
Biological process (GO): GPI anchor biosynthetic process; DNA repair
Cellular component (GO): endoplasmic reticulum
Molecular function (GO): DNA binding; endonuclease activity
Source: RefSeq, a predicted model, not a curated record
AAUUCCAACUGAAAAUUUACUAAUAAAGUGUAAGCUCACUUCUUCUUCUUCUUCUCCUUCUUCUUCUUCCCACUUCCAAUCACAAAAACCCAUGGAAUGAAAAACACAAACAAAAGGCAGAAUUGAAAAACACAAAACAGCUUCAACAACUUCUCACUACAAACACCACACAAAAUGAACAUUGUCUUAUGAUCCCAACACCACCCACUUCUCCACCAUGCUCAAGCUCCUCAAUACCAAGCUCCGCCGCUUCUUCCUCCUCCGGUGGUGGCCACUACGCCGCCGUAGUUCAAGGUGCAAAGUAGUCAUCACAAAGAAGCCCAAAAACGACAACCCAAAACCCCAAAACGACCCAAGCUCGAAUCUUUCCACCAUUUCCGAUCAAAACGCCCAAAUGGGUACUCAAAAACACGAAAAACCAAUUCGCAUCGCAACCUUCAACGCCGCACUGUUUUCCAUGGCGCCAGCGGUUCCACCUCAGAGAACAGAGAAAGCUCAGAACUUUGACGACCAAAACGGCGUCGCUUCGAAACAACGAAGACCCUUUGACCAAAAUUCGAGGCCAAAGUCAACGAACGAGAAACCGAGGAGCAUUCUGAAGCGUUCUCAUUCUCACUCUCCCCUUCAUCAUCACAUACCCUGUUCUGAAAACAGAGCACUCUGCAUCAGCAACAAGCAUCAACAACAGCAACAACACCACUUUUCGAAAUCGAAGCUAAGAGUUUCGAUUAAUUUACCGGAUAACGAGAUCUCCAUGCUGAGAAAUCGCCAACCGAGCUUCUCGGAGCACGAGAAGAUUGCGGCGCGAAACGGGUGGCAGAGGAAGACGGUGGUGGAGGUGCUGAAAGAGGUAGGUGCUGAUAUAUUGGGUUUGCAAGAAGUGAAGGCAGAAGAAGAGAAUGGGAUGAAGCCACUUUCAGAUUUGGCCAAAGCAUUGGGAAUGGAUCACUUUGUGUUUGCAGAGAGUUGGGCACCUCAGUUUGGAAAUGCUGUCUUAUCCAAAUGGCCCAUUAAAUGUUGGUCUUCCAUCAACCUCUUUGAUCACUCUGAUUUUAGGAAUGUUUUGAAGGCUACUAUUGAUGUACCUCAAGUAGGUGAACUCAAUUUUUAUUGUACUCACCUUGAUCAUCUUGAUGAGAAUUGGAGGAUGAAGCAGAUAAAUGCAAUAAUUCAAUCUAAUGAUGAGCCUCACAUCUUAGCAGGAGGCCUUAAUUCAUUGGAUGAAUCAGAUUACUCCCAAGAAAGAUGGACAGAUAUUGUUAAGUACUAUGAAGAGAUGGGAAAGCCAACACCAAAGGUUGAAGUGAUGAAAUAUCUCAAAAGUAAACAAUACACAGAUGCUAAGGACUUCGCCGGAGAAUGCGAAUCGGUCGUUGUGAUUGCCAAAGGCCAAAGUGUUCAAGGGACAUGCAAGUAUGGAACUCGAGUCGAUUACAUAUUAUCGUCGUCGAAUUGUUCGUACAAGUUCGUCCCCGGGUCCUAUUUAGUCCUCUCCUCAAAAGGGACUUCAGAUCAUCACAUAGUGAGAGCUGAUGUGAUGAAAGUAAAUAGCAAUAAUGAAGGAAAUAAUGUGACAAGAAAAACUAAACAAGAAAGAAAACAGAAAGUUAUAAGAAUAACACAUGAGACUCCCUCUAAAGGUAUAUGGAAAACACACCAUGGAGAGAUAUAUUAAUUUGCUUUAUUCUCUUUCCUUUUUAUGUAUAGUUCGAAUUAGUGUUAUGAAUUUUUGAAUUUUGGAAAUGGGGUUAGUUUUGGUUUUGUUGGUGCUUCCUAGUCCUAUGUUUCUGUAUAUGGUGUUCUUCAAAUAGAUUUUGCAUAAUAAUAAUAAUAAUAAGUGUGAGAUGUGA